Messenger RNA from Suillus subaureus, 657 nucleotides. RefSeq lists its product as uncharacterized. The transcript has 3 exons. NCBI's taxonomy places the organism in Eukaryota, Fungi, Basidiomycota, Agaricomycetes, Boletales, Suillaceae. Bases 1 to 657 code for a protein of 218 amino acids. The record is from RefSeq and is a predicted model, not a curated record.
AUGUCCAAGGUGGAUGCCGAGCAUAUUGCGUAUGCCGCAGUCCAGGCUCGUUUUGGUAUCAGUUCCCUCGACAAAUGGAACGACAAGGAUGGCUACUUUCAUUACAGCGACUUUUACACCAGGAUCACACGUCUCAUUCACAACAGGAACUUCGGUGGGGAAUGGGUUGACUCACUACUAGCGCAUUAUAACGAGAUACUGUUUGGCAAUGAAAACGGUGCCAAACCGUCUCAUUCCGAGAACAUCGACUGUUCGGAUGACGACGACAUGAUCGCAAUGGAACGCCAACUCGCCGCACGCGCUUCACGAGCUUCCAGAUCCACGGAUCCAGCUCCUACACAAUCUUCAGUGCCCCAACAGAAGCCACGUCAGGACCCCCUACCUCCGCCGCCUCAAAGGCCCACUCCAGACUCACCAAUCGCCCUUGCACCUGUCAAUUCCCGCAAUGAUGCACAACGCGCAGUCUCACCACUUCCUCCUUCGUCUCCUCAAGAGUCUGUUAGCAACACGCCAGUCAUUUCACGCAAGCGCAAGAUUGUCUCUGCACCCGUUGACGACUUGUUCAACGAUGACAGUCCUUUGACAGAGGAAGAAGAGCCGGAGGUCAUUCAGCCUGCAAGGCGCGGACGGAAAGGGUGGGAAGGCAGUCAAGGCUGA